AAGAUGGUCAGUCCACCAUGAUCCUCCCCAGAAGUUCGUUCAGUUUACAUUUCUGAAAUUUUUCCCAAUGACUAUAGUUUUGGAGGCUUCACUUUGUUUUCCUGAUUUUCAGACUCCACAAAUUGCAAAGCAGUAUGACUCUGACCUGUCUGACUUAAGAUGAAAUGCCAUUGAUCUUGGUGCAGUUGUUCUUCAUCUGCUGUGGUGACAGCAAGUUGUAAGUUGAAGUUCUCAUCAAAUGGAGAAUUUUGCUUAUCUGGUCUUUUAAAACUCUCCCAUAUUUCUUGUCUAGCUAUGUUAUUCUGACCUUUGGUUUUGUCUUCUAUUCUCCUGCUAAUUCCCAUCUUUGUGAUCUGCUGCUCAGACAUACUUUGGAGCCUCAUGCUCCUUUAAUUGGUCUCCUUCAUAAACUUCUACACAUAUAUCUGACAAUUUUCUUCAACAUCAGGCAUACUGUGUUAUAAAUAUCCUGCUGAGAAACACAAAUACGUUUCCUGGACGUCAGAUAGCAUCUUACCUAAGCCAUAAAUAUGAAAUGUGCACGGACAUUUCUGAGCAAACACUUUGUCUCUGGCAGGAAAUUUGCAGUCAAAAUUUACUCCCCAUGAGACAUCAAAAAAGAAAGAAAAAAGUUUCGAUCACACCAGUUAUACAUUCAUGCCAUGUGCAAAGCAGCAGAGCAUACGGGACCUUCAGGGAGUUAUUAGGAGGCAUGCUGUGAGUUGCUAGGAUUUCAGAUUAUUGUUGUACACCAGAGAAUGCUCAGCAGUCAAGGAAAUGGCAAGAUUAGAAGUUGUAGGCAGCUGUCAUCUCCUGACUGAACAACACCCUAAUUUGUACCUAUUCCAAAGCAUAGAAUCAUAGAGUUGGAAAGGACCAAGAGAGUCAUCUAGUCCAACGGCAUGCAAUACAGGAAACUUUUGCCCAAUGUGGGGCUUGAACGCACAACCCUGAGGUUAAGUCUCAUGCUCUACUGAAAGAGCCACUAAUUCCCUUGUGAGCAAAUAAAACAUAACUCUGUGAUCUAUGUCUUUUUCAGAUGCUUUGUAUUUGAGAAUAGCUUCAAUUCAGCACCAGAUAUUUCUUUUAGCUGCAAAUCAUCUUACUUGAACUGAUCUAGGAAGUCCAGAAUUCAUAUUUCGCCUCAGGCUCUGACUCACUAGCUAAUCUUAGGAACUGAAUUACACACACACCCUUUUUGGCAGCAGAACUUACACCAUGAUUGGAAAGUCAAGUGAAUGAGCUGAAUGGGUUUAGGAUACGGCUUAAGAUCCAACCCUGCCCCCUCACCACUCCUCUAGAAUGCCCCUUUUUCUGAGCUCAUGUUGGCUGAAGAGCCACCAGGUUUGGCUCAACUGGUUGUGUCAGGGUUGGAGACAUAUGCCUGGCUAAGUUGGGAACCAGUUGUCUGAGCCAGAUACCUUCUACACCCUAAGCUGCUCAGCCUGGUGGAUCUCGGCUCAGGAUUGCACCCUAAGUGUUUUACUUUGGUUAAGAAAUGUGCAACGGUGCAACGGCACUUCCCCCCCGAUGCUGUACGGCCCGUCCUUACUUAAAUAUAGUGCACCCACCUCACAGAACACCAAUUACCUGAAUUCCAACAAACUACCCCAGAUUAUUUUGUGGGGGACUUGUGUGAGGGAAAACAUAAUAAUUUGGCGUCUCAGGCAGGAUUUGAUCAAACAAACAAGAAUUUUUUUAUUAAACAUAGGACACAAAGUGGGUAAAACAUAGGAUACUUCAGAUUCUAAUGUUAUUUCACUUAAGUUCUUUCGCAGUUGUUGCACAGCUGUUGCCACUUAAUACUUUGGUUCUUCAACAAGGUGGUAUUUUCUGUCAGUUACACACGCCUCUGACAACCCUACUCCUGGGGUACUCCAAGUAACAGACCCAAGGGAUCACCACACCCCUCUUAACUGGUUUAGGAGUCUUCUCUUUUUGUAGAAGAAUCUCUCCCUUCCUGACUGGAAUGAGUCCUAAGUAGACUGUAUCCUCACAGCUUCUACUUCUCCUGGCUCAGCCUCCCGGUUAAUUCCUGGCCUAUUACUCUUACAGAACACCACACACUGUCCUUCGCACUAAGCUCAGAGACUCCUUUCUCCAGCUUGUGAUAUAUUCCUCAGAGUGGAUGUUUCUACCCAGAACCAGUUCUCUCUCCUCUCACUCCCUAUCUCCCUACUUAUCACCCAACCUAUUCUCCCAACCUUUAUCCCAACCUAAUAACUGUCUCUCCUGGAACCCCGGCCAACCAUAAGCUGUCGUUUGUUAACCAUUUGCUGGCAGGGAAAAAGAAAACACUUGUUGAACUAACCUGCCCAGCAAAACAAACUUUUCCGUCCCUACAAACUGCUGCCACAAAUUCUAGUGUGGGUUCAUGCCAAAGUUGUAUAUUACUCAGAGAUAGUAGUAGUACUAGUUGUUGGCAUCUGCCUGUCUCGAGAGACAACGGAGUACACAUCUAGGGGUGAUGUCAAACUGCUGUGUCUCAUUCUCUCUUUCUGCUGGAGCCUGUCUUUGCAUGCAGGGAAAGUCCCUAACUCACUGAGGGUUUGAGACCCUAUGGCUAUCCUAACCUCGUUUAGCUGGCCAGUCAAAGCUGUUAGAGGUGUGUGGCUGCUGUCACAUGCUGACAGCUUCUAGGAGCCACAGGUGACAGCUGAGUGCAGGGUGGGGACCAAAGGUGGGCAAACUACCCCAGAAGGAAUAUGACAUGUCUCCCACAGACGUACAACCCCUCCCCUAACACUACAUACGCCCCUCCUCAGACGUAAGCCCUGCUGGAUUCCUAAGUUGCCUCCCCAGAAUGGGAGAUUGAUCUCCAUUACUGUUUCAAGAGCAGAGUGAAGAUGUAAUCUCCCCUUCUUAUACGCUGCCUUCACAGUGAGAAUAGGGCUCACUGCCCCCCUAGUAAGCUGAGGAAAAACAAGCUAUGUAGCUGCCUGCUCUGUAUUUAUGUAAGGGGAGGCAGGUGGCAUUGUGGUCUAAAACACUGAGCCUCUUGGGCUUGCCUAUCGGAAGGUCAGUAGUUCAAAUCUGAACGAUGGGGUGAGCUCCCGCUGCUCUGAACCAGCUCCUGCCAAUCUAGCAGCUUAAAAGUACACUAGUGCAAGUAGAUAAUAGGUGCUACUGUGGCGGGAAGGUAAACGGUGUUUCCAUGCGCUCUGGUUUCCAUCACAGUGUUCCGUUGUGCCAGAAGCAGUUUAGUCCUGCUGGCCACCGGAAAGCUGUUUGUGGACAAAUGCUAGCUCCCUCUCCCUGAAAUGAGAUGAGUGGUACACCCCAUAGUCACCUUUGACUGGACUUAACCAUCCACCCUCCUUUACCUUUUUACCUUAUACCUGUUUAUGUACCCAUCUAAUUUGACUCAAAGAAAGUAAUCUUUGCCUUCAACCCCCCUCCACCCCCCCUCCGUAACUAACUUAACCCACCAGAUUACCUUGCACCACAGACUUUCUCAGGCAGUUUUUCUAUUUAUUUAUGUUUUUGGAAUUAUCUAAUGAAAUUAGAGGCUUUCCGUUAUAUAAACAUCAUACUAUCUAUUUAAAUUUGCUGUUGUUCCCAGCACAAUACAAAAAGGCCCUUUGCUUACAAAUGGCUGUUCUGCUCUGUGGUUUUGGAGGUACAGAAUACUAAUGAGGUGGGAUGGGGUGGAAAAUUACUGGUGAUGGAAAAGAUGUUUGCCUUUUAUGUGCGGGCGUGUCAUUCCGCACGGUAGCAAAAGGUUUUCUUGUGGGGAGUAGUGCUGCCUGCCAUUCUGACAUGUGGGGCCAUUGUAUACCUUUCUUGUUUCAGUUUAAAUUCAUACAGCAAGUGAAUUAAGUAGCUCUCUGCUAGCCGUUAAACAGCUCUGCAAACUACAGAGGCUUUUGAGAGGCUGUAUGGAUAUGAAAUUGCAAUGGCAUUGUUUCAUUCCCAGCAUCAUUUAUUACCUUAGAGAAACACAGAAAAGGGGAUGUCAUAUUGUGGCAAAGACUGUAGUUUUAUCUCAGAUAAACUUAUUAAAUGAGACAGAUUCUUUAUUAACAAGUCAGAAGGCAAAUGAUUAAACAGCUUUCUCCCUCUUGGAAUAUCAAACAGAAAUCAAUGUGCAUUAUGCAGCUUCGGCAGUUGAGAUUGCAACAGACCCAAGGACAGCAUAAAACCUGUGAUUUGCUGAAAAUAUUUCUUCAGGGGUUCAGCCCCAAAGAAAUGUGCAAUAUGCUCACAGAAUGCAUUGCUUCUGGCAUACUUCAGGAUUGUCUUUGAAACUAAAAGCAAAUAUGGGAGGCUGGUUAUGUAUACAAUACAACCCAUAAUCUCCCAUUUAUGCAUCCCAAAGAGCUGGGUAAGGAUUAUCAUUGGACAUGAUGGAGACCUUUGCUCCCCUUCCUCCUUCCCUGCCAACCUGUAUCUGGCACAUGUGAAAUCCAUAGUUGUGUAACACACCAUACGUUAAAAGCACACAACUUCCCCACAAUGAAUUCUGGGAACUGUAUUUUGCUAAACAUGCUUGGGACACUAGCUCUGUGAGGGGGUAAACUACAGUUCCUAGGAUUCUUUGGGGGAUAGAUUGUGUGUACGCAACAUAGUUAUGGGAGAAGAACACAUCAUGGUGCAUUUGGCACAAUUCAAGUUUGGCACAAUGGGGAAGGACUCUACUAUAUCCUGUGUAAGAAUCCCUUUCUAUGUGUGCCCAGGAAUGGAUGGACUGUGAUCAUAUCAUCAACAUCAACAACAACAACAUAAUCAUAAUCAUAUUAUAUAAUCCAUGACUCCAAUCAAACUUAAAACACUCAACAGCCAAAUCACGGAAUUUCAGCCUACAAGUAUUCUCCUCUCUUAAAAGCAAAGAAAGUUAUAGAAAGCCACAUUCAGCACAGGAGACAAUACUAUUUUGCUAUUGUGUUCUUAUCACAGCUACCUAUAAAGGGAAUUUAACUGCUGAGCAAUAUGUUUCCUAUCAUCUGCUGCAAUGUUUCAAUCAUUGACUGAGAGAGAAUAUUACAAGAAAGCCAUGCUCAGCAAGAUUGCAUGAUGGUGCAAGCGAUGGUCGGUCAGAACUUUAAAAGCACUUCUGAAACUAGGGAACAGAUAUUCCUGCUUCAGAAGCAUGGGGCUGAUGGCCGAGCUGAAGCAAGGUCUCCACUUAGUGUUGUUAACAAAGACUGUGAGACACACAGAACAAUUCGGAAGCUAUUGUAGAGAAUGACAGGACACAGUGGUAGCCAUAUAGUGGUGGGUGUUAGAAUAAUGUUUAUCUCAGGAAUGAAGAAUCAUUGGACCUUGGGGGUUCCCUGCGAAGAGAACUCUUGCUUUUCUCCCAGUAUACUUCCCUCACAUCUAUUUGUGGGCUGCACAAUCAAAAAAUAAGAGCAAAAGAAGCUGCUGCUUGAACAAUACCUUAUUUUAUCUUUAGGUACUUCGAAAUGAGCAACAGCCAUCGUGGACCAUGAGCUACAUCGACAUUAUCUUUGAUAUACCUGCACUUCUCUGGGUAGGGCUGCCUUGAAAAAUGAUUCAUAAAGUAGCUCCAGGAUGUUGGCCAGAAUUCUAACCACAUAUGACUUCCGGGUUAGCGCCUCCGGCAAUGGCGGAUUUCCUCUGACCAGAAGGAAUCCGCUUCGUGAGAACUAGGGUCUUCACCGCCGCGGCGAGGCGGAGACCCAUUAAAAACCACAGGCGGGAGAAGCCUGUGGACGUGGGAUUCGGCUGGCACCUUUUGCGCCUCCCCUACUCGCGGGGAAACCCGGUUUCGGGGAUCCGGAGCGACAUGGGGUGAAUGGCGUGGUGCUUUGAAUAGACUGCUUUUUUCACGGAGUGAAGCCGCAUUGCUGUUGCCGGAGAGUGCUGACUUUUUCCUGUGGACAAUUGGAUUUUAAACAACUGCCC
Messenger RNA from Podarcis lilfordi (Lilford's wall lizard), 5868 nucleotides. The record is from the annotation of a GenBank genome assembly. Lineage: Eukaryota; Metazoa; Chordata; Lepidosauria; Squamata; Lacertidae.